AAAAAAGUGUUUCUCCAGGACGAAGAUGGCGGCAACUUAGCCCGCGGACUGAAGAUGACUGUGGCUCUCGGGAGGCCCAGCCCAGGCGAUUCGGCCCGGAGCUCCGCGGGAGGCGGCGUCAGCAGUCGGAGCCCCGGCGGCGGCGCCCGCGGGCGGCCCUGCGGCAGCGGCGGCGGCGGCGGCGGCGGCGGCAGCACUUAGAGCGCGGGGUGGGGGGUGGGGGGGAGGGAGCGCCCCGCCGGAGGCAGCCCAGGCUCCGGACUCUGGGAGAGCCAGCGCGGAGCAGGAGCGGGAGGCGGAGGAGAAGAAGAAGGAGAAGGAAAGGAAGGAGGAGGAAGAGGAGGAGAAGAAGAGGAGGAGGAGGAGGAGGAGGGGAGGCGCUCCGGGCGCCGUCAGUGGGCAGCGGAGGCGCGGCAUGCCCCUGGCAGGGGAGAGCGGGCUGGGCUCCGCGGGGCCAUGGGGACCCGCGCGCUGACAAUGCCUGGGUGACCGGAGCCGCGCCAGCCACCCUGUCACCUCCACCAUCGCCCCCUGCACCCAGCCUCGCCGCCGGCCACCAGCACCAGCCUCCUCCGUCUCUCUCUCUCUCUCUCUCUCCAUUAUUGUUUCCCACUCUACAGAGGAUGGGGUCGGCUGAUGAUUAGGAAGCAAGUCAGACCUUCCUUCAAAGCCUGGUAAUAUUUAUGUAGGCAAAAGAGACAGAGAGAGAUAAAAGAGAGGGAGAGGGAGAGAGAGAGAGAGGAGAGAGGGAGAGGGGAAGAGAGAGAAAGAGAGAGAGGAGAGAGAAGAAACGGGAGGAGGGGAUAAGGAAAUUAAACCCUUUAAGUCAAUGCAUAUUGUGGUGACACCGGCACAGGCGCCCUCACGGUGGAGUCGGCCAGGGCUGUGCGUUCCCAAAAUAUGACCAGGGGUGCUUGGAUGUGUCGGCAGUAUGACGACGGCUUAAAAAUCUGGUUGGCAGCACCCCGAGAGAACGAGAAACCGUUCAUCGAUUCCGAGAGGGCUCAGAAAUGGCGACUGUCUCUGGCAUCUCUCUUGUUUUUCACAGUCCUGCUCUCUGAUCACUUGUGGUUCUGCGCCGAGGCCAAGCUGACCCGGGCCCGGGACAAGGAGCACCAGCAGCAGCAGCGGCAGCAGCAGCAGCAGCAGCAGCAGCAGAGGCAGCGGCAGCAGCAGCAGCAGCAGCGGCGGCAGCAGGAGCCCUCCUGGCCCGCGCUCCUGGCGAGCAUGGGGGAGUCCUCGCCCGCCGCCCAGGCACACAGACUCCUCUCCGCCUCCUCGUCCCCCACCCUGCCCCCCUCCCCGGGAGACGGCGGCGGCGGCGGCGGCAAGGGCAACCGAGGCAAAGACGACCGGGGCAAGGCUCUUUUUCUAGGAAACUCUGCCAAGCCCGUGUGGCGCCUGGAGACUUGUUACCCCCAGGGCGCGUCCUCGGGCCAGUGCUUCACGGUGGAGAAUGCGGACGCGGUGUGCGCCAGGAACUGGAGUCGGGGGGCGGCCGGGGGGGACGGGCAGGAGGUGAGGAGCAAGCAUCCCACUCCGCUCUGGAACUUGUCGGAUUUUUACCUUUCGUUUUGUAAUUCCUACACACUUUGGGAGUUGUUCUCGGGGUUGUCCAGUCCCAACACUUUGAACUGCAGUCUGGAUGUGGUGCUCAAGGAAGGCGGCGAGAUGACCACUUGCAGGCAGUGCGUCGAGGCUUACCAGGACUAUGACCACCAUGCUCAGGAGAAAUACGAAGAGUUUGAAAGCGUGCUCCACAAAUAUUUACAGUCGGAGGAGUACUCGGUGAAAUCCUGUCCUGAAGACUGUAAGAUUGUCUACAAAGCCUGGCUCUGUUCCCAGUAUUUUGAAGUCACACAGUUUAACUGCAGAAAGACAAUUCCUUGCAAGCAAUACUGUUUGGAGGUUCAGACGAGGUGUCCAUUUAUAUUGCCCGACAAUGAUGAAGUCAUCUACGGAGGCCUCUCCAGUUUCAUCUGUACAGGGCUUUAUGAAACCUUUCUAACCAAUGAUGAACCAGAAUGCUGUGACGUCAGGAGAGAAGAAAAAUCAAAUAACCCAUCCAAAGGGACCGUAGAGAAAAGUGGCUCCUGUCACAGGACAUCGCUCACAGUGUCAUCAGCAACAAGACUGUGCAACAGCAGACUCAAGCUGUGUGUUCUUGUACUGAUUCUCUUACACACAGUGCUCACAGCCUCGGCAGCACAGAACACAGCCGGACUGAGCUUUGGAGGCAUCAACACGCUGGAAGAAAACUCAACCAAUGAGGAGUAACGGAAGGACGAGUGUCACCACAGCAGCAGCUGGCCCGCCGUGAAAAAUGGCAACUGCUGUCUCAUGUAACAGAAACUGGGUGCUUUUACCCUCGAAUUACUUAUUGCAAGGCCUUUAGGGUAAAAUUUAAACAGAUGGGCCUGAAUCCAAACAAGGACACAACCACAGCUUUUUAUUGACUAAAAGGCUGGAAAGUGACUUUAAAUUUCUCACACCAUUUUAUACACUGUGUUUUAAUGUUUGGAGGUUUUAUUUGCUUUCGUUUUGGUUUGGGUUUAUUUGUUUGUUUAUUUUUUGCACUUGUUAAUACAGGAUUUAUUUUGGGGGAUGGUUUCUCAGAGGUAAACUAAGUCUUUUCACUGUCUCUAUCUCUCUAUAUAUUUCUAGUCAUUGUGUGUGUUCAUCAGAUAGUUCUGUCUUUAUGUCCUGUCAGCUUCUAUUAGAGGAAUGAUUGCUAUGACCUCAUGGUAUAGCAAAAAACAACAACAAAAAAAGAAUAAAAAAUAAAAAAGACAAAAAAAAGAAAACAACAAAAAAAUAAAAAUAAAAAAAAUCCCUAAGUCUCCCUUCUACCCACAGAACCAACAACACCCUUCCCGGCCUUUCCUUUCCCUCGCCCUCUUCUCGUCCCCUAAGCAAACAACAUCCGCUUGCUUCUGUCUGUGUAACCACAGUGAAUGGGUGUGCACGCUUGGUGGGCCUCUGAGCCCCUGUUGCACAAACCAGAAACAGAGCGGAGCCAAGGGGGCCUGACAAGAGUUCCUUUUUAGCUGAACAAACAAGUGCUCUCCAUAAUAGGUGGAAUCAGACAGUUAACACAUUUUUAUGUUGAAAACAAAAUAAAAGGAAAAAAUUAAAAAAAACUAUCAUGAACUGUAUUGCUCCAGUUCCCAUCCCCAAGUGGCCCAGCCCUUUCUUGCUGGUCCAGUUGGACAGGAGCAGCUAUCUAGAAUCAGGAUGCGGGGAGUGAGGAAGUUUUUCUUUUGACAAUGAAGGUGGGCUUUCAUUGUGAUUUUUGUUCUGUUGCAGUAAUAUAGGAGCACAUUUUGGCCAUUGUAAUUACAGGGAACAAACAAAGGGAUUGCGGACACAUAUCUGGACUUCUUUUCCUCCCUUAUUGUUGUGGAAGAGACACUAGAAAUGCUCAAACACCUGCAAUAUACAGAAUAUACACAAUUUUAUUCCAGUAUUUCCCUAACAUAUGGUUUAAAAUUAUUCCAGGUAUACAGUGUAUGCAAUUCUGCAUUAUCACAGAGGAACAACUUCUUUUUUAAAAAAUAAAUAGGUCAGCCAUUUUUAUUAACGUGCAAAAACUUUAUCACUCUAACAUGCUCUAGGUAGUUGAGGAAAAGAGGUCUGAUCACUGUUUGUAUUUUAUUUUCUUUGUGGGAACAUUUCACCUGCUGAGUGUACAUGAAUUUGCUUUCUAUAAAAGGCUUUUAUGAGUUUACAGUAGAAUCAGUGGAAGGAAGAGUUAAUAAGGGCUGUUUUUAAAAAAACAAACAAACAAACAAAACAAAUAAUUAAAAAAAAAAUUUUACAUUCCUUCCUAUUCUCUAACUACACUUGGGAAGUGCACUUCAGAUAAGUUUGCAGUGUGACUGAGAGAUGAAGGAAAUCCAUAGAAAAGGUCCUCUUAGUGAACAAAAUUUAGUUAUUAACUUUAUAGCUAUGAAAUUUCCCCGGGCAUUUGUUUUUGUUCAAACAGACUUUAACCUCUGCAUCAUACUUAACCCUGCGACAUGCGUACAGUAUGCAUAUUUUGUUUUGAAAAAAAAUGUUUCGUUCCAGUCUGUUAAGAAUAUUCAAAAAUAAUAAAGGUAUUGCUUAAUAAAAUUGCUAGAAUUGUUUAGCAGUACAUGCACAAUAUUUUACUAGAUUCUUUGUUUUAAUAGUGUUUUGUUGAGACUGAAAAUCUUAAAAUGGUCUGCGCAAAUACAAAAAAAAAGAAAACACCAAAAAUGCAAAAUUCUCCCGUUUUUGUUCCUUUUUUAAAAUUUUUUUUUCUGCAAAUGCAAAUACAUUCACAUGUGGACAGAUACAUACACAUAGGCAUCAUAUUUUAGUGUAUGGAAACAUGGUGCUUUUCUGGGGACACAAGCUGAGGAAGUGAAUGGCUCGGGGGAGACACAUUAAUUGCAUGGAAUUGUUGACUGUGAAACACUUGUAGAAAUGAGCACUUUGGUAUCCCAACCAAUGGUGGAAUACAGAUUUCAAUGGCGCUGGGGGGACGAGAAGCAGAGGAAUUGAGGCUGCAAGUGAUUCCUGAGGAAGAGCUCACAGGGUGAUUUUAUUCAGAUGACCUCUAAGGGAAUGGCUAGGAAGGAGUCUGUUCUGACCUUUAUCUACCUCUGCUGUGGUAAGGCCACUCCAUGUGCCAUCUCACCAUCUCUUCAGCGUUCCUCAUGCUGCUUCUCCCCGUGCCAUAGGCGUUUCCAUUCUUGCAGGAAAAUGACAAUGCAAGUGCAAAUUCCACUCACUUUUAUUGGUAUGACAAUAAAUUAUUCUUUCUAAACACUUAGCAAAAUGACGAAAAGCAGUAUUCCUUAAAAUAUAGGUUUUCAUUUUCUCAAUAUAUUUUGAACUGACUAAAGUUCUUUACAAAGACAAGAGGAUCAGAAGGUUCCACUUACCCGUGUUUUAGCGUUUGUUUGGAGAUAAUGCCAACCAAAAGGUGGAAAACUAAAACCACCAUUGCUUUACAUAAGAGGUACACACUGCCCCCCACCCCCCAAAAAAAAACACAGCUUUGAAAGUUGGGAGAAACACUGCAGUCUUCAUUGUAAAUAUAAAGUGAUAAUUUAGGUGAGGAAGGAACGGUAAGGAGGGAAGGGGAAUGAGUCCUUUCUCCCCAUCAAGUCAGCCAGCAUUGGAAUAGUCUCUAAUUCUGGCGGAAUAUUUUCUUUGUCAUGUUCAUCUAUUCUUAUUACAGGAGAAUGAUUUCAGUGCCUAGUAUUUAUUAGUGUAAGUGUGUAACCACUUUCCCGCAAUAUUUCCACUGGACAUGUUGAAGCAAAGCAGCUUCUUCUGGGGUCAGGCAGAGGAUCCAAAUAGGCAACGACUCCUUUCCCAAGCUCAGAAACAAUCACUGAUGAUGCAGAUUUCACUACAUCCGUUGAUUCUUUGUAGUAGUUUUCCUGGCACACACUUGAGCAUGCUUAAGGUUGUGCAUAUGUUCAUUUUGAACAAAUAAGUUCAGCCCCUGCUCCUUUGUAAUCAUCAUCUUGUUUAGUUUUUCCUGUAGAGGAUGUCUACCGUAUACUGGCUAAUGAACUACAAUAUUAAAAUAAUUAUUUCUGCAAGCAAGUUGAAAACCAAGAAAACAAUAUUUGUUUCAUAAAUGUAUGGCAUAGAUUUCCCUGUUUAUUAUUCUUUUUAUCUGCAAUAGAGAAAUUUCAGUUUCUGGAAUAUGUUGGUACUGCUAAGCUAAAUGGCAAAUAACAUAGAGUUCAAUGUCAUUCUUUAUUGCAUUUACAUUUGGUGAUACGUUAUAUUGAACUUUUCUUGCAUUAAAAAGAUAGUAUUUUUCCCCUCUCUCACAAGGCAGUAAGUGAAAGUUGUUCUUUUAAAUGGCAUCAUUACAAAAAGUAAUUUGGUUUCUUACCAAUAAAUUGGUACCUUAGGUACUAGAACCUGUAGUCAUUAAAACAAAAGAAAAUAGGCAGAUAGCAGAAACAAAAGAAUGACAGGAAAGAAGGAAGGAAAGAGGGGAGUGAGGGAGGGAGGGAAGAAGGGAGGGAUAGAGUCGGGGAAUGAGGGGGAAAGGAGGUUUCAUAUGAAUGAAUAAGUACAUACUUUUUUCCGGGGGAAAAAAACAUAAAUGAAAUAAGCAAUUGGAUGCCAGACCCAUGUGCCAAAUACCUGAAUUGGCAUAUGGUAUUUGAUAUCUGAACAACAUCAAAAACGUUAACCAGUCUGAAGCAUGAUUUACAUUCUUUCUCAGUAACAAAGACAUUUACAAUUUUCCUGCUACUCAAAGCAUUAAAUCAACACAGAACUGAAAGCUGCAUUUUGUUUUAUUUAUUUAGAACUGCAGUCAGGUAUUUAAUUUCUUUUCUGUGUGUUUGUUUGUUUUUUGAGAUGGCAUCUUGCUCUGUUGCUCAAGCUGGAAUGCAGCGGCAAGAUCUCUGCUCACUGCAACCUCCACUUCCUGGGUUCAAGCGAUUCUCCUGCCUCAAGCCUCUCGAGUAGCUGGGACUACAGGCUUGUGCCACCACGCCUGGCUAAUUUGUGUAUUUUUAGUAGAGACGUGGUGUCGCCAUGUUGGCCAGGCUAGUCUUGAACUCCUGACCUUGGGAGAUCCGCCGAUUAGGCCUCCCAAAGUGUUGGGAUUACAGGCGUGAGAUACCACACCCAGCCAGGUAUUUAAUUUCAUAAGUGUGCAUAUGCAUAUAUGAGGCGUUAGGGUUAUAUACUAUGGCAUAUCUUUAGAGAGAUAUAAAGAUAUAUAUACAUACACACACACACACACACACACACACACACACACAUCGCUUGCAAAUAAAACUUCAACCAAAACAUUAUGUAGUCCAUAACAGCACAUGUAUACCAUAAUGAUGAAUGAUCCUACUUGUUUGUCAAAGUUAGAGCAGCAUGGUCAUUUAAAAACCAUAUCUACUUUGACAAGGGAAACAGACUCUCAAAAUAUCUCCAUUAAUGAAUAAAUCACAAUUUUGAAACAGGCAGAAUCUCCAUCUUCCAAGCUUUAACAAUGUUUAUAAAAAACCUAAUAUAGCAGGUAGGUAUUGGGUGACAAUGAAUAAAAAGACUUUCAGUGGGGGGGAAGGAAAAUAACUAAGUAUAGUUUUCAAGCAAUGUCUUCAUGACAUUUAUAAGAACUAUCAAACAGCUACAAAUUCUAGAAAUUCUCCAAAUAAUGAGAAAAUGUAUAGAUAAUCUUCUUAGCCUUGGAAUAAAACUUAAGGCAUGAAACAAAAUAUGAACUAUGGUUUUUAUUCUUGAGAUACUGUACUUCAGGGCUAUGUUUACCACAGACAAGACAUUCAGAUUAAACUCAGAAGAAAAUCACCUGGUUAUUUUGUCCUGGGUCACACAGGUAGGUAAUGCAAAUGAUGGAACUCAAGCAUCUUCUGAUUACAAAUUACACAAGCUGGCUCCGAGGCACAGUGGGAUCCCUAGGUCUCAGACACACUUGAAGAGUUGAAUGGAUUUUCUUCAUACUCCAAGAUAUUUGUAGAAUCACUCAAUCUUAAAUGAAAAAAUCAAAAUGAUCAGGAAGAUCUAGCGAAUGUCUCAGAGUUCGUUUGUCAUGUUACAUUUUGUUCCAUGACUUUGCUGUGUUAUUCAAUAUUUUGGAGGUAAAGGAGAAGAGGGUCUAUGGGAAUAUUUUAAUAAAAUAUAGAUUUUUAAUUUUUAUUUUUAAUGUGGAGAAAAGGCACAGGAUCUUAGGGCAAAGCCAUGGUUUAGGGAUGAGCUUUGGCUCCAGGUGACACAGGGAGGUCAAUGAUGUAUUUGUACGUGACACCUCAUGCAAGAAGAAUACUUCGUGGCAACAUUGGAGGCUUAAAAGAGAUAAGUAAUAUAAAUGUGCCUGGACAAAACAGGUGCUCAGUAGUAGUUAGUUAUCAUGACUAUUCAUUCACAAAGUGAAACUGGAUUGGCUUGCUCAUAGGGACUGCUCCUGGAAGUUGUUCAGAGUUUCUGAAUUUCUUUGGCUUAUCUCUUAAUUACAUUUUUUUUUUAACAACACCUCACAUCCUUAAGCUAGCAGACUGACCAUCAAUAGAUUUUCAAUACAGUUUGAAAGUCUUAACAUAUAUUACAGAACUAAAGUGAGCUCUGAUGACUUUUAAUAUAAACAGCAUUGGCUAUUUUCGAUUUCCACUCCCAAAAGGCUACUACUGACAAGCAAAAGUUAAAGGCAUCUACACAAAUUGAAGUGGUUCUACAAGCAAGUGUAAAUUGAUCAACAGUGGUAGUAGAAAUAAUGAUGCAACUUCAAAGUGGUUGUUUAAGGCACUCAUAGAUCAAAAAAUAUAUAUAAAUAUUUGAUGCCUCUGAAUUCCUUAAAAAAACUAUAGUAAUUUUAAACAUGAAAAUGUUUAAAUUGGAACAUUUAUUAUGAAAAUUAAUUAAACUGAAUUAAUAUAUAUUUUAAUUAACACUAUAAUUAUUAUAGAAUGAAAUAACAGUGAAAAAGUUAGAAAACCUGUUCAGUUUUUGAUAAAGUAUAUGGAAAUAGAUUAAGCAGGGCUCUUGAGUAAAUUAUUUCAUUGAUUUGUAUCUAUUUAGGUAGGUGAGAGUUGCAUAGAAUCAGUGGCGAGAAGGAUCAGUGAAAUAAAUUUACAACUUCAGUGAAGACCAGGUAAUGAGCAUUGAUCUAUGAAUACAGACUUUCUUCAGUGACUAUUUCCCCUAAAACUCCCAGCUCACCGCAGCACUGCUGCUUCAAGAUUCCAGUUAUUGGCGUGCUAGCCAAGUAGAAGGUCAUUUUUACCGAAACGCAAAUUUCAACUUAUGGCCAUUUUCUACUGACCAUUUCACUGCAAAAUGGAUAAAACAAUAGGAAAUAUAAACUACAGCAAAAGUUAAAGCUCUAUAUGGACGUUAAAAGAAAACCUCUUGCUUUCUUUUUCUUCCUUUUUCUCUUGUUUUCUUUUUCUACCUUUUUCUGCAUAUGGCAUUUAUUUUCAUAUCAUGAUAAGCAUUCUCAUGUUUGCACUUAAUUUUCCUUAUUUCUAUUUUUCUUAGAUUUGUUGAUGUUGUGUGGCAUAUUAAAAGUAGGAAGGACUGUAUAAACUCAUGUAUUAUUUUUAAAUUGUUUUUCUGAAUGUACUCAAGUACUUUUUUAUGUGAAUAUGAACACGGAAUAAAAGUACUAAAACCAGUUAAUUAUGAGAGACUAAGAAUGUGGAAAGGAACAUUCCGGAGUAUAUUAGUAGCUAAAGAAAUGCCUUGGAUCUUAAAUUUCAACUUCUAAAAUUAUUAAAAUACAAAUAUUAAAAAGAUAUAGAGGCCACUGCUAAA
Molecule: messenger RNA, 9264 nt
Organism: Homo sapiens (human)
Lineage: Eukaryota; Metazoa; Chordata; Mammalia; Primates; Hominidae
Gene: NALF1
Product: NALCN channel auxiliary factor 1
Exons: 3
Coding region: 901-2277 (458 amino acids)
Cellular component (GO): plasma membrane
Source: RefSeq, marked validated